AUGACACGAACGCGGGGUCACCUCGAACACAACAUCCCCACCAAGGAGGACAACCCCGAGCAGCCCGCGCGCCGACCUGAUCUCAGCACCUUCUUCUCCACGCUUGAGCUGGUCGAUACCUCUGACGCGCAAGCACACCACAAUGCCCACGCGGUACCCCAGCCUGAGAAUGUAGCGGCUGCAUUCCGGUUGCUCGCCAACGCUUUUGACAUGAUGCGCGGACGGCCUGCGGACGAACAGGGCGACCACACCACCGGCGGCGAUGAUCUGCUAGCGAGCAUGAUUGAGCAGCUGCGGCAACAUGCGGAUGAUCCACCGACCGAGUUAAAAGGCGUCCCAGACAGCUUCUUGGACGAGCUGGACCGUGUGCCGAAAAAGUCGCUGAAGCCAACUGAUACUUGUCCCAUUUGUGUGAAUCCUUUCCUAGAGGACCAGUAUCCGUUGGUUGUAGAGCUUCCGUGUCACCCAGAUCAUCGCUUCGAUCUCGAUUGCAUCAAGCCGUGGCUCAAGCUCAACUCAACAUGUCCCCUUGAUCGUAAGGACCUUCUGAAAAAGAAGAAGCCACUACCGCCUCCAGCGGACGACGACGAGGAAGAAUACGAUGACAUGUACGCUUGA
Messenger RNA from Didymosphaeria variabile, 618 nucleotides. RefSeq lists its product as uncharacterized. NCBI's taxonomy places the organism in Eukaryota, Fungi, Ascomycota, Dothideomycetes, Pleosporales, Didymosphaeriaceae. The transcript is spliced from 4 exons. Gene Ontology annotation, cellular component: cytoplasm. Gene Ontology annotation, molecular function: ubiquitin protein ligase activity. Gene Ontology annotation, biological process: protein ubiquitination. The coding region runs from base 1 to 618 and encodes 205 amino acids. The record is from RefSeq and is a predicted model, not a curated record.